Achroia grisella is the source of this 1132-nucleotide messenger RNA. RefSeq lists its product as uncharacterized. NCBI's taxonomy places the organism in Eukaryota, Metazoa, Arthropoda, Insecta, Lepidoptera, Pyralidae. The coding region runs from base 108 to 1094 and encodes 328 amino acids. The transcript has 5 exons. The record is from RefSeq and is a predicted model, not a curated record.
CUGUUUAUAAUUGAAUCUUACUUAAUGUGUAUUGAGAUUAUUAUAUUAAUUAUAACGUUUUAAAAUCAAUAGAUAUUCCUUGCAUAUACUUAGAUAUUUAACAAAUAAUGGGUGAUCAAAUAGAGAUAACGACGUAUCCAGAGGAGCAGAGUUUAUUCUACAAUGUUCCUUUUGGUGGUUUCAAAGUUGAUAUAAAGGCAAAUUUUGGAAGUGCUGCCAUUGGACUGUCUAAGAAACUUGAAGAUGACUGUGAAUAUUGGGUUAUAAUUGGACAAAAUCGACGAACCUGGAUCAAAAAAGACAAUGGCCCUCCCGGCCUAAUUGUCCAAACUCCUAAUAUCUUAAAUGCAAAUGAAUACAAAAGUUUCUGGGUAUCAUGGCAUGGUUUGUCUAUAAAAUUUGGUAGAGAAGGUGAAAGUGAACCUAUUGUCACAUUUCAAGAUACCAACUUAAAGACCCUGAGAUAUGUCACAUUUGCAGUAAACGGUUCUGAUCGUGAUUAUGUUGUUCACUGGAGGUUUGAAUUGCCACCUGUGAUAACAAAACCAGACAUGUUGCCUAUUACUGGUGGUGAAGUUCAGUGGGUACGAGCUGAUAAUCAGUUACCAGAUGGUGCAGUUAUUGGAGGUUAUGAAAAUGACGCCCUAUAUAUUAUAAGAUCUGAACAUAAUGGGUCAUUGACUCCUGGCAAAUUUGUAUCUUCUGAAGGAGUUGGUUAUAUUUCAUGGGGUGGUGUAGCUCAGGAAAAACAUGAUUUCGAGGUAUUAGUUGGCUACAAUUGCACAUGGGUGCAAACACAUGAAUCUAAUAUCCCAGUGGGUGCAAUUGUAGGCGGCUAUUCAGAGAUCUCUAGAGAGAAACUCUACAUAGGUCGCGCUUACCAAAAUGAACACCUUAUACCUGGAAAGGUGCAGCCAUCUCACUCUGUAUGUUAUAUAGCGUACGAUGGUAGUGAGGUAGGUCAUAAAAGAUAUGAGAUAUUGGUUGGUCCCGACGUAAAUGCACGUUCAGCUAACCGUACUUACAAGUGUCAUAUGGAUAUUGACACACCGUCUAUAUACGAUGAUUUUUUGGAGGAACUAGUGCCAUUGUAAUUAUCUACAGUAAAUAAUUAAAUAAUCCAUGACAAUGG